Messenger RNA from Acipenser ruthenus (sterlet), 4173 nucleotides. RefSeq names its product transmembrane glycoprotein NMB-like. The record is from RefSeq and is a predicted model, not a curated record. The transcript is spliced from 11 exons. Gene Ontology annotation, molecular function: integrin binding. Lineage: Eukaryota; Metazoa; Chordata; Actinopteri; Acipenseriformes; Acipenseridae. The coding region runs from base 223 to 1926 and encodes 567 amino acids. Gene Ontology annotation, biological process: cell adhesion.
ACUGCUGACUCAAGGGCAUGCAUGAAAAGAAUGAGCAGAUUAAACGGCUGGCAACAAGAAAGCAGAUGUGUCUCAUUGCAGCUAUCACAUGAUGGGCCGAGCAAUCUAAUCAGUUAUAAAAGAGCGAGCAAAAAAUAAAAUAAAUAAACCUCCCAUCUUGUUGAGCAGUAGUUGCGCGGAGAAGUCGAAGUUGUUGCAGUUUGGAUCUUCAAAAUAAACACCAUGAGAGCUUUGCAUUUUCUUUUAUGCCUGGCUUUGAUUUUAAUAAUUCCAGACACUCAUGCAGGCAAACGUGUUAGUGAUAUGAUGCCAUCUGGGGUCUGGAUGGGGUCGGAGAAGCAUGCCUGGUUACAGGGCUGGUCUUUGGACACCAAUGGCUGGAAUGAGGGGCUCUACCCUUCCAUUAACUACAGAAGGGGCCCGGUAGAUGCUUCGGUUCACCCAGGUGAGUCUGUGUACAAUGGGACUUCCUGGAUUGAUGAUUAUGGCUUUGGAAACUGCAGCAACAAGUCAAACUGCAAUGUGUUUCCAGACGGGAAGCCCUUUCCUCAGCGUUUAGACUGGAGGAGGAACAGCUAUGUUUAUGUGUGGCAUACCAUGGGUCAGUACUACCAGAAGCAUGAUCGCUCUGUUUCAAGCAUCACUCUCAACACAACCAACAUCACCCUUGGUGCACAGCUUAUGGAGUUGUCAGUUUAUCGCAAAAGUAAUCGCAGAAAGUAUAGUCCUGCAGCAACUGCAAGUGGCAUCUAUUUUGUUACAGAUCAGAUUCCUUUCAUUGUCAACAUCUCCCAGAAAAACGACCGCAACGCCUCUGACAAUGUCUUCAUCAAGGACGCGGACAUCGUUUUCAACGUCAAAAUCCAUGACCCCAGCUACUACCUGAAGGUGGCGGAAGUGUCCUACAAGUGGGAUUUCAAUGAUGGCAACAUGCUUAUUACUCCCAGCUCUGUUGCUACCCAUGCUUACAACCAGCUGAUGAACUACACUGUGAAACUUACAGUUGAAGCAAUCUUCAAAGUGCCCUGUGGACCUGCUACCCCAACACCUACAUCUGUUACAUCAAAUCCAGUGACAGUAAUGCCUUCAACGACUGCUCCUUCGUCCACCAAGAGUCCUGAGCCCACAAGUCGGGAGACUGCGACUGCUGGUUCUGCCACCCAGACAACUGCCCCCCUUACUACUGAUGCUGUCACCCAGACAACUGCACCCCCUACCACCAGGGUAGCCUCUACUACCAAGACUUUCAACACUAUCACCACUGCCUCCACCUUGGCAACCACCACUGAACUGCGUCUGCUCCAGAGGCGACGACGUGGUCUAGAAUGCAAGCUCUACAGACAUGGAAGCUUCAUAGCUAACCUCAGCAUUGUAGCUGGGAUCAUUACAGUGGAGAGUGUCAGAACUACCAGCAUUAAGGUUUCUACUGCAUCUGUAACUGACGUCAUCGUGGAUUUUUUGGUGAAAUGUAACGGCAGUAUUCCCACAUCUGCUUGCACCAUAAUAUUGGACUCUACAUGCAAGGUAACAAAGAACAUAAUUUGUGACAAAGUCCCUGCUGCUGACCAGUGCCAGCUGACCCUACACAGGGCCUUCAAUCAGUCAGGGAUAUUCUGUGUGAAUAUUACCCUCAGCGACUCUGCCAGUCUAGCCCUAGCCAGUACACAUUUGACUAUUGGAGAACAGACUAAAUACAUUGUGCCCAAAGAGGCUUCUGUCAUAGCUGGCGCCGUCCUGGUGGUCCUUACUGCAGUAGCAGGUCUUGUUCUCUACAAGCGCUACAAGGAAUACAAGCCUGUGAACGGACAUCCAGGGGAUGGCAGUGUUGAAGGAGUAACAAUCUACUUCAGUCAGCUGAAGGUGGCCCUGUUCCCUGGGAAUGAGGAGAGGAACCCACUGCUGCAGGGCAAAACGGAUUCUGACUAGUGUCGGAGCCCUACCAGUUUACUGUUUGUUUUUUUGCAUAUACAGCUAUUUGAGAUUUGUGUAUGCACCUGAUACUUGUGAAUCCUUAACAGAUUUUAUAUGUAGUGUGUGUCUUUGUAAGCAAUGAAAUCAAAUACUUUUGUACUAGCACAUGUUUAUACGAUUGUGUACAAAAGGCCUUGUCCUGUCCAUUCUUAUUAUUGAUUUUUUUUUUUCUUUUAACUAUGAAAUUGAUUAAACGUAAAUUGGCACAUCAGCCAGAUUCUGCUCUUAUUCAUCAAUCAUGUUCCACCCAUUGAAAAAAUUUCACAAUAUGUCUGGAGCCUCUAUGUCUAAAAUACUGAUAAUAGGGAUGCAUCAAUUUUGUGAGAGUUUUUGGCUCCAGUCAGGAGAAUCUGCCAAGGAAGGCGAUCAAAUAAAUGUGUAUUUCAUUGCUUUGGAGAUCCCCAAUUUCUAUAUAGCCUUCUGGCAUUUUGAAGUUUAUAUCUACAGUGCCUAUAGUAAGCAUUCACCCUUGCUUGCAUGCUUUUACUUUCUUUCACUCAGUACUACACUUUGCUAAAUGACAGAGGUUUUGUCCCCUGGACCCUACAAAUCCCUGUGUGUCCUUGUUUGCUGCCAGAGUAUGGUUUAAAAGGAUUUGCUUGGUAAAAAUUCAUUUAAAUGACUAUUACAACUGUUAGUCAGACUCUUAAGUUUAACUGGAUACGCAAUAGUACAUGGGGUCACCAGAGGGCAGACCCAUAGCUGGUACGGUACAUAAAUGUCAUCUUCCAAAUAAUUAGUAGUAGCUUUUGUAUACAAAAAUGUCAAAUUAACACUUUGUUACAGUAUUUCAUGACCAACUCUAUUUAGUGUUGGGAGACCGUUUCACCAAAGUCGACCUUUGAACACAUACUGCUAACAAUGCAUUAGUAUAGCUAAAUGUAUUUAUUUGCUUUACAGUUAUACAAAUUUGAUGGAAAGAAAGUCCAGUUAGCCCAACUUAUCCUAGUAAGCAGAACUGCAUGUUUGACCCAACUUCUAGACCCUGAUGUCAAUCUAGUCCUAAAUGAUCAGACCAUCACCCCAUUACAGCCAUAUUCUUAUGGGGGAUUCAUGUUAUACAGCUUCCUCUUAAUGGCGUAGAAAGCCCUGCAUGCUUUUUCUUUUAAUGCAUUCAUUGCCAGUUUAAAACUCCCUGAUGCGCUGAUGGUCAGACCCAGGUAGGUGUAGCUGGUGCUGUACUCCAGUGUGGUGUUGCCCAGAGUGAAGCGGUACCUGUUUCCCUGAGAUAUGGCUUUUUUCUGGAAGACCAUAACUCUGGCCUUGUCCAGGUUUACUGCCAGUGCCCAUUUCUGACAGUACUGCUCUAGCAGUGACCGGCUCUGCUGAAGACCCUGCUGUUGGAGAAACAAGCACUUUAAGAAACUAUACUUUGAAAGAUUAACUGUAUAGUUUUAGAUUGAGUUAGUAAAAGACAAUUUGGAUUUAAUAUUAUUUACUGGAGCAAGAAGACAUAUGGUAAGAGGAAAGCUUUAAGAGCACCAAAUGGCAAUUUAAAAGGGGACCCUGAACUUCAUCAGAGAGAACCUUCAAAAGCUUAAACAAUCUCCUUCCUUCCUUAUCUUUAUAACAUCAGGGUUUCCUGAGUGGAACAUCAAACGGGCUUUGAUGUUACAAUCACUUAAGGUAAUAAAACAAUAGUGGACCCGCGUGAUCAAUAAUAUUAUUGGUUCAUACGAGGCUUGUAAAACUUGCAUCAGUAUGUCAUUGUCUUUUCUGGUUGGUUAAGAAAGGUCAUUAAAGGGGAAUGUCUUUUUCUGAUUGGUUAAGAAACGGUAUAACACUGCACACAUAUUAUUAUGUAUUCGAUCUUUGAUUCUGUUAUGACCUGUGCUUAGGGAAAAUGCGAUACCCAACUGUUUGACUGUAUUGAAUAAAAAGUCUUUGUUGAAAUCUACAACAGAGUUUGGAAUCACAAUAAUUAUUUAUACUGAUGGAUGCAUAAAGGAAAAAUGAGCACUAACUUCCAACUAACCUUUUAUUUUUAAAACAACACCUGCUCUGUGGGUGGCAGCAGGACCAGGUCAUCUGCAUAGAGCAGGAAUUUAAUUUUUGUCUUGUGUAGAGUGAGACCAGGGACUGCAGACUGUACAGGCACUGUAGCCAACUCGUUGUUGUUUUGUUACCAGUUUUCACACUGCACUUAUUUUCUGGAUACAUUGAUUUUAUUAUGUCAUAUACUUUACCCCCUACAUCACUUUG